Elaeis guineensis (African oil palm) is the source of this 1896-nucleotide messenger RNA. RefSeq names its product cytochrome P450 94C1. Gene Ontology annotation, molecular function: oxidoreductase activity, acting on paired donors, with incorporation or reduction of molecular oxygen; heme binding; iron ion binding. The record is from RefSeq and is a predicted model, not a curated record. Lineage: Eukaryota; Viridiplantae; Streptophyta; Magnoliopsida; Arecales; Arecaceae.
CCCUCUCAACCCCCAACCCCCGUUUGUCCCGAUCAAACCCCGGGAUGGCCAGUGGAUUCCCACUCCCUCCCUGACCCGUGCACCACUGGCAAAUUAUAGCUGAAAGGCCAUCACACAAGUAUAAAAGGAGGACACCUUGCCUCCCCUGCUUUCCACCUUAUCUCAUCUAUCUAUCUCUUACCAAAGAAAGAAUUAAUAAUGGUUGCGAAGUCCAUCUCUCUUCUCCCAUGGCUACAGAAUUACAUCUCCUUCCUCUUCUUCUCCUUCACCACCAUCUUCUUUUUACUCUCUAUACUACUUCUAUUGCUGAGAUUCUGGCCGUGGUGCAACUGCCACGUCUGCAAGGCCUUCCUGAGCUCGUCGUGGACCGCCGAGUUCACGAACCUCAGCGACUGGUACACCCACCUCCUCCGCCGAUCCCCUACCGGGACCAUCAAUAUCCAUGUGCUUGGUAACACGGUCACCGCCAACCCCGACAACGUGGAGUACAUGCUCAAGACCCGGUUCGACAACUUCCCCAAGGGGAAGCCCUUCUCCUCCCUCCUCGGCGACCUCCUCGGCCGCGGAAUCUUCAACGUCGACGGCGACUCCUGGCAGUUCCAGCGCAAGAUGGCCAGCCUCGAGCUCGGGAGCGUCUCCGUCCGCUCGUAUGCCUUCCACAUCGUCACCGCCGAGAUCCGCCGCCGCCUCAUCCCCCUCUUCGCCUCCCUCUCCGACGGCGUCAUCGAUCUCCAGGAUGUCUUCCGGCGCUUCGCCUUCGACAGCAUAUGCAAGAUCUCCUUCGGGCUCUACCCGGGCUGCCUGGAGGCGUCGCUGCCCAUGUCGGAGUUCGCGGCGGCCUUCGACACGGCGUCGAGGCUGUCUGCCAAGCGGGGAACGGCGGUGGCGCCGGCGUUGUGGAAGCUGAAGCGGCUUCUGAACGUGGGCUCGGAGAGGGAGCUGAAGCGGGCCAUCCGGCUGGUCAACGUGCUAGCCGACGAGGUCAUAAGACAGAGGAGGGAGCUGGGAUCCGCCUCCAGCCACGACCUCCUCUCGAGAUUCAUGUGCUCGGUCAACGACGACCGCUACCUACGCGACAUCGUCAUAAGUUUCUUGCUGGCCGGCCGCGACACGGUCGCGUCAGGCCUCACCACCUUCUUCCUUGUCCUCUCCAAGCAUCCAGCAGUAACGGCCGCCAUUCGAGAAGAGAUAGCCAACGUCAUGAGAGGCAGCGGCGACGACGACGUGGCGAGCUUCGAGCAGCUGAAGAAGAUGCACUACGUCCACGCGGCGAUGUACGAGAGCCUCCGGCUCUACCCCCCGGUCCAAUUCGACUCCAAAUUCUGCGUCGAGGACGACGUGCUCCCCGACGGGACCUUCGUGAGGAAGGGGACCAGGGUGACGUACCACCCCUAUGCCAUGGGGAGGAUGGAGAGCAUCUGGGGACCCGACUGCGAGGAGUUCAAGCCGGAGCGGUGGCUCCACGACGGGAAGUUCGUGCCAGCGAGCCCAUUCAAGUACCCGGUGUUCCAGGGCGGGCUCCGGGUGUGCCUCGGGAAGGAGAUGGCUCUCAUGGAAAUGAAGGCCGUCAUCGUGUCGGUGGUUCCGAGAUUCGACCUCCGAGUGCUCGAUACGGGCCGAUCGCUGAAGUUCGCCCCCGGGCUCUCUGCAUCCAUUGACGGCGGGCUGCCAGCUCAGGUGCGGCGGAGGAGAUCCCCGGCUCACGGUCCAUGCUAGCAAUAUCAACAGUGUAGUAUGUUAUACUGUACUCUGUUGAUCCCAUGGUGGGAUAUCUCAUGUACAGAGAGAGGCAGGAGAGUGUUAAUAAUUAAUUCUAUCAGUGGUGGCUGCAGUAGUCUGUAUGUUUUUUUAGAAAGGCAUGAAUUUAAACAAAAAAAUGUAUGGACUUAAUUUCCA